ACGCUGAGUUUUGGUUUGUUUUAGUUACAAGAUUCGCAAAAACGAUUUGGGAAAUCAGCUCAAUUAAGUUGCAACUGAACGGAUUGGAGCGCUUCAAACGCAGUGCGUUCAAAACAAUCGCAGCAUGUGGCCGCAAACGCUGGAAAUGUCCCGCGACGAGUGUCGGGGUAUGCUGCGUCGACUUGAACUCGAAUCGUAUUCUCAUCUCGUAAGCGUUUUUCGCGCCCAAGGCUCGCUCAGCGAACCAAAAGCCAAACUGCUCGAGGAGUUGCGCCAAAUGUUUCACAUAACCCAGGAGCGUCAUCGCGCCGAGGUGCGACGUGCCACCAACGACGAGCAACUCUGCACCAUUGCCGAAAAUGUCUGCGGACCGAACACAUGGCAGGAAUGGUCACGGGAAGGUCGUCGUCCAUAUCCCCUUCUGCCUCGCAUAAGUCCCCAGACCGCAUUGGCGAUUGUGGCCAACGAUUUGGCGGCGAAAGCCUAUGCGGAAAAUGCUAAACUUUCUGCGCCGGGCGAAACUGGCGCUAGUUAUAGCGAUGCUCUAUUGGACCAGGCCACCUAUUCGCAUCUAAGGCAUGGCAUGAACAAACGACAGGAGCCACAUGUGGUCAUGGAUGAGCCGUUCAAGGUACCCGAUUUGCCCAGCGAAAUAAAGAAGGCGACCCUGAAGCGAAAAGAGAACGAUGCGGGCGACGCGAAACCGAACAAAAGGCGCAGCACACAUCAUGAUAAACAGCACGGUCAGACGCAACAGUUGUCGUCGUCCCAACUAAGUGCUGGUGGCAAGGACGAAGACGGUCAGAUGGCGCCGCUUGAACAGCGUCCCAGCGCCCGUACGCUGCAGCAGCGGUAUUUCUAUCAGCAACAGCAGAAACACAAGCAGCGAAUGGCCAGCAAAAAGGGGCCCAGCAAUAGAUUGGGUGCCAACAGCGGCGUCGCUGGUGUCGGCGCCAACACGAAGCCUGCAAAGAGCGGCAGGCGACGGGCACAGAAACAGCUGCAACAGCAGAUGCAACAGAAACAGCAACAACAACAGCAACAAGAACAACAUCAGCAACAGUUGCCACAUCAGCAACAUAAAGUAUUAUUGCCGUUGGGGCCACCACCGCCAGCAGGAGAAUCACCAGCGACAGCACAUCCGAAUGCCAAUCAUCUAGUGCAGCCGCACGUGGAAUACAUACUCGACGAGGCACUCAAAUCGGUGGCUGCCACCAAACUGAAGACGAUACCCGCUGCACGCGUUGUCUACGGACCGCCCGAGGUGCUCUCGCCAACAUCGACGCGUGCGUUCAUAAACUCACCCAUUGUCUUCAAGGAAAAGUUGUCGCCGACACCGCAAGCAGUUGCCGUACCCGUUUCCGUACCCUUGCCCGUGCUGCAGCAACAGUUGAGCACUCCGGUUAAGAAAUACAUUGUUGAGGAGCGUCAGUCGAUUGUCGUUGGUGGCAGUCAGUCUGUUGCUGCUGCUACAACUGCACCUGCCAAUGUGUCAACGGCCAAUCUGCCACUGGCACCGCAAAUAAUAAGCGUGCAACAGAUUGCGGCGCCCCCAAAACUGCGUACAACAUCAACAGCAAGCGGCAGCGGCACAACCACCACCACCACCAUACUGCCAACGGGCACAAAGCUGACGCCCAAGAAAAUCAAUCUGCUCGACAAACAUCAGUUGCCCUCCAUGCCCAACACGGCAUCGGUGCGCAUUCUGCCUAUCGAACAGCAGCAGACAGCUCCAAUUUCCAUCCCAGCGCCAUCUAUUAGCAAUCUCACGAGCAGCAAAUCGCCAGCAACGGCGGCAACGGUGCAAAAGUACAUUGUGGACGAUCGUGUGCCUAGCCAGGGACAGAGCAUUACGACGCCGUUGAGCAGCAGCGCCUCUGCUGUGAACAUUAUUAAGAAUAUACCGGCCAGCAGUUUGAACAACACGCUGAUUACACCACUCAGUAGCGCGACGGUGACGCUGCCAGUAGCGACGCCUCUAUUUCGCAAGGCAUCUGCGACAACAACAGCAGCAACAACAACAGCAGCAGGAGGUGGAUCACUAUCGACGCCACAGAUACUGGGUAACAUAAAGCUGACAAGCGGCAGCGCCAUCAAACAUGUGCCCAGCAGUGCACUGCGCAACAUUAAGAUCUGUUCGCCCAAUGGAAAGGUGUUCCUGCAGCCCGCCAAGCUGCACGCCGGCAGCAUAAUACACAAACUGAACACGACGAAUGUGGGAGCAGCGGGCAGUGGCGGUGUCACUGUGAGCAGUGCCAAUCUGUCGCCGACGGUCAGUGUCACGCCUACAUCGCCACAAUCGUCGCCGCAGCGAAUAACGAUACAGAAGAUGCAACUGCUGACGUCCACACAAAUGAUGUCGAGUGCCGGUGGAAGUGUCGUCUCCAGCUCCAGCAUUGCGAGUGGCCAAGGUGCCAAGGUCAAACCCACCACGCUGACCCUGAGUUCAACUGGUGUUGGCAAGAAUAAUUUGGUAUUUCUGCCCACGAGCGGAAUGCGAGCAGUGACACUGGCCUCCAGCAAGCCCAAGUCUGGCGCUGAGCUGCUUGCAGCCAAGCCCAAUGUGCUCGUCAUAGGUCCAUCCUCGUCCGCCAAUGUGGCCAAUAAUGCACCACAGGCACCGCAGGUUACAACACCAACGUCCAUCUUGGGUAAGACGAAGGCGCAUCAACUCAUCACGGAGGAUACACCCAUCGAUAUUAUCAACAUGCCCAUCAUUGUGGCCGACAAUGGGACAACGGAGACGACGAAGACGACAGUUAAAGCGGCGCCGAUGAUGGUGCUGAAUGCAACCGACUGGGAAAUGGAACUGGAUCAGGCAUCCAAGGCGACAGCCGUUACGACAACAACACCCACAACAACAAUUAGUAACGAUUCAAAGGGGAAGCAGUCGCUGGAUGAUGCCAUCAUGGAGCACAUAGUGGAGGAGCUAAAAGAUUCCAACACGCAGCUCAAACACCGGAUAAUUGAACUGCACGACGAUGCCGAUGGUGCCAUUGAGUAUAUGGACAUGGAAUUGGAGCAGCCCAUUGAAAUCGAGUGCACCAGCAACAUAUCGCCAGAUUCAAUGACCGGUAAUGCAACAAGAAGAACAACCACAACAACCACAUCGCUCAAGGCAACCAUUGUGCCACCUCUGGUGCAGGAGCAGAAGAAACUGGUUGAGGCAACAACAACAACAGCAGCAACAGGAGCAGCAGCAGGAGCAGCAGCAGCAGCAGAAUCGACAACGAUGAAGGCGACAACGUUUUAGUGUUCAUUUCUGUCAUUUCGCGAUUAGUUUUUGAAUUUGACAUUUUGGUUGCUCAUUGACGGAUCGGUUUUAGGAAAGCACAAAAGCAACAAAAACAUAUACAUACACAGACCCGGUUUAAUUUAGAAUUAGUUAUUAGCUUAGUGCCGUGCAACAUUAUCAUUAUAUUGUAUAUGUAUAUGUUCAUGAAAAUAUUUGUGAGAAUCACUUGAAGAAUAUCGAUCAUGUGCUUUGCCUUUGGCUUUGGCUUUGGCUUAGGCUGUGGCUUGGCUUCAAAUUAGAUUAUCGGACUCGGACCUUGUUUAGCGCAGUUUUUUGUAUCGCCCAACAAAAUGAUAUUUUGUUGACAUCUCCAAGCUGCCACCAUCGAAAUACCUUAAUAUUUGUGUACAUUGUAAAUAUCAUUUAGUUAAGCGUUUUAAAUCAAACAAAAAAAAGAAGAAAACAGGAGAAAGUCAUAAGUGAAAGUGUGUUUUUAAUGAGAUUAUAGUUUUUAGUUAUUUCUUACGUAUGGCCGCUAAAAUUACAAUCAAUGUAAAUAUUAAAAACAAAAGAAAAAAGAAAAAAACAAAACAAAAAAAAACCCGUUGAAGAAUUUCAAUAAAUGCUUAGAGUCAGUCAUAACAAUUCGUAUGUAAAUUGUACACUGUAAAGAAGAGUAAUAGUUGAAAUAAGUUACACGGAACAAAUUGAUAGAGAAGUAAAAAUUGUAUACACACAUCCAGAUCAACAUCCACAUCCAGAUCAACAUCCACAUCCAGAUCAACAUCCACAUCCAAACUUGCGCAUAAAUAUAUAUAUAUAUACAUUUCUAACUACUACUAACUGGCAAUUUAGGUGUUAAGUAUUUUAUGCAUCGAUUUUGUAAAUCUAAAUCAUCAAGAAUGUUGUAAUUUUUUAGAGAAGAAUUAAGAAGCGCAAUCGAAGCGAACCACCAGGAGGUAAACAAAAUGUAAUGUAAAAUACAAAAUAUUGUUAAACAAUGCCUGCAGCUGUAAAACUUUUAACAUACAAAUUGUAAAUGAAAUAAAUAUAAAUGUAAACAAAA
Molecule: messenger RNA, 4301 nt
Organism: Drosophila grimshawi
Lineage: Eukaryota; Metazoa; Arthropoda; Insecta; Diptera; Drosophilidae
Product: mucin-17
Exons: 5
Coding region: 125-3253 (1042 amino acids)
Biological process (GO): regulation of DNA-templated transcription
Cellular component (GO): nucleoplasm
Source: RefSeq, a predicted model, not a curated record